This is a messenger RNA of Pangasianodon hypophthalmus (striped catfish), 1520 nucleotides long. It is a transcript of the gene fxyd7, whose product is annotated as FXYD domain containing ion transport regulator 7. Gene Ontology annotation, molecular function: sodium channel regulator activity. The transcript has 6 exons. Gene Ontology annotation, biological process: regulation of sodium ion transmembrane transporter activity. The record is from RefSeq and is a predicted model, not a curated record. Gene Ontology annotation, cellular component: membrane. Bases 578 to 796 code for a protein of 72 amino acids. NCBI's taxonomy places the organism in Eukaryota, Metazoa, Chordata, Actinopteri, Siluriformes, Pangasiidae.
AUAUUAUUAUAUCACUUUAUUAUGCUUACAUUAGUCUAUUAGUGCUCAUUAAUAGAUGAAGGAAUAGUAAUCAAAUCGUUACCAUUAGGAUUUGUGAAUGUGAGUUAUCAGUGGCAGGAUGAUUUGCACUAAACUGCUAAAAACAGGUUUUUUACAUAAUAACUAGGCUAACUUAUAUCUUAUAUUUUAAUCUAUUUUGCUCUUCGAUCUGAAUGACCUGGCUUGUAAUAUUUAUGUUCUUAUGGCCUUUUGCAUGGAAAAAAGAGGUAAGGGUUUGAAAUCAAAUAUUGGAUAUAUUAGCAAGGUUGUCUUGGCCGCUAGAGGGCGCUGUGAAACUACUGGUUGGAUUCCAAAUGGCUUCACACACCCUGUAUCAACCCACUGCAUUGUGUAUGUAAUAAUGGCUUCUACACCCUAUGUAGUGCACCUAUAUGUCCAGUAGGGAGGUAUUUGGGGAUUUCUCCAUGGAGUAAACCGGCGUAUGAUUAAUAGUUAACACUCCACCACUGCUUCAGCUCCUCAGACAGUCUGAAGAGAGAGAAAGUGAGCAACCCAGCCCAGCUCCAGCACUGCAGACAUGGCCACUACUGCAGAGUCGAUGUGGGAGGACCAAAGUGCCUUUGAUUAUGAUUAUGAGACUCUGCGAACCACCGGCGUCAUUCUCGCUGUGGUAAUGUUUGUAAGCGGAAUCCUCAUAGCCCUGAGUAAAAAAUUCAAAUGUUCAAAGUCAUCCAAAUCAAGUCCUGUGGAACGGCUUCAGCCCCCCAAAACAGAAGUACCCUCUGAGUCAGUAUAGUGACUGAAAUCUAUGCCCAAGGAUGCUCCUAAGAAUGUGAGGAGAGCUGCAUGGAAUCAGUCACCUUUUUGUUCACACUGGAUUUUGAGGCUUCCUAAUUCUUUCUUUGUAAAGCUCGUUGUCUAUGUCACAGUUGGUUGAGGACUUUUUUUGUAGGUUAAUACAUACCAGUGUUCAUAAUUUAAUACAUAAAACUCACCACUAAUUGUUUAUUACCUAUGCACAAAGGUCUAUAAUGCGCACAAAUAUAACUGUUGUUUAGUGGAAAGGAUGUUUGUGGGAUCGGAUUUGUAUUAUAAAACUAAAGAUGGAAUUUCAGCAGUAGUCUAUGAAAUUUGCCAUGUGUUCACUCCCUCCUCCUCUCCUAUUCUCAUGUGUUUCACCAUUCUCCAGUUUAGCAGCAUGACUCUAUCCUAUUUCUGUAUAACACAGCAGCAUUUUUAAAAGUUCAUAAUUUUGUCGUACUAACAGCGUCAUUUGGGAGCUGACCAUAAUAUAAUGAUACACAAAUAUAUGACUAUGCAGUAGAACACUCCUGGCAACCUUUACCACAAUGCUUCUACUAUAGAAAGUAAAUGCUUGAAUUCUGAUAAUUAUGAUUAGCAUGUAAAAAAAAUUUAACAAAUAGGAAAGCAAAAGGAAUGUUGUUACCCUGACUACAUUUGAUUUCUAAACAUUGACAAUGACAAAAAUUAAAAAAUGUUGAAACCCCGCUUCUGAAUUA